This is a messenger RNA of Oryza sativa Japonica Group (Japanese rice), 1956 nucleotides long. Lineage: Eukaryota; Viridiplantae; Streptophyta; Magnoliopsida; Poales; Poaceae. The record is from RefSeq and is a predicted model, not a curated record.
CCCUCUCAAAUUCUCUCCCUCCCAACCGCAGCUAGCACGUAUAUAUAAACCUGCAGGAAACGGCACGACGCGUCUACACAUAUGCCGCCUCGCCGCCGCCGCCGCCGCCGCCGUAGCAGCAGCAUCAUCAUCAUCAACAACAGCAGCAGGGAGGAGGAGCGCGCGCCGCCGUAGCUAGCGCGCCAUGUGGUCGUCGUGGGCGUGGACGUGGAGCUGGAGCGGCGCGGCGGCCGUGGCCGUGGCGGCGGCGGCGGCGUGGGUGGCGGUGUACGCGGCGGCGGCGAGGGCGGCGGAGGCGCUGUGGUGGCGGCCGCGGCGGGUGGAGCGGCACUUCGCGGCGCAGGGGGUGCGGGGGCCGGGGUACCGGUUCUUCGUGGGGAGCUCGAUCGAGCUCGUCCGCCUCAUGGUGGACGCCGCCUCCCGCCCCAUGGAGCCACCCACCUCCCACGACAUCCUCCCCCGCGUCCUCCCCUUCUACCACCAUUGGAGGAAGCUCUACGGUCCGAUGCAUUUGAUUUGGUUUGGGCGGACGCCGAGGUUGGUGGUGAGCGAGCCGGAGCUGAUCCGGGAGGUGCUCCUGACGCGGGCGGAUCACUUCGACCGGUACGAGGCGCACCCGAUGAUCUGCCAGUUCGAGGGCUACGGCCUCAGCAACCUCCACGGCGAGCGGUGGGCGCGCCGCCGCCGGGUGCUCACGCCGGCGUUCCACACCGAGAACCUCAGGAUGAUCGCGCCGUUCGUCGCCGGCACCGUCACCCGCAUGCUCGACGAGCUGGCGGAGCGCGCGCGCGCCGGCGGCGCCGGCGAGGCGGAGGUCGACGUCGCCGAGUGGUUCCAGCGCGUGCCGCAGGAGGCCAUCACGUUCGCCGCGUUCGGCCGCCGGAACUACGACGACGGCGCCGCCGUGUUCCGGCUCCAGGACGAGCUCGCCGGCUACGCCACCGAGGCGCACAGCAAGGUGUACAUCCCCGGGUACAGGUUCCUCCCCACGAGGAAGAACCGCCGCGUGUGGCAGCUCGACAGGGAGAUCAGGAGCCACCUCGCCAAGUUCGUCACCGGCCUGCAGAGCUGCAGCAGCAGCCAUGGCGACGACGCCGAUGAUGGCGGCGAUGGCGGCGGCGGCAUGAGGGAGUUCAUGAGCUUCAUGGCGCCGGCGAUGACGGCGGGCGAGAUCAUCGAGGAGAGCAAGAACUUCUUCUUCGCCGGGAAGGAGACGCUGUCCAACCUCCUCACCUGGACCACCGUCGCGCUCGCCAUGCACCCGGAGUGGCAGGAACGUGCCCGCCGCGAGGUCGUCGCCGUCUGCGGCCGUGGCGACCUCCCCACCAAGGACCACCUCCCCAAGCUCAAAACCCUCGGGAUGAUCUUGAACGAGACGCUGAGGCUGUACCCGCCGGCGGUGGCGAUGAUACGGACGGCGAAGGAGGACGUGGAGCUGGGCGGGUGCGUGGUGCCGGCGGGGACGGAGGUGAUGAUCCCGAUCAUGGCCGUCCACCACGACGCGGCGGCGUGGGGCGACGACGCCGCGGAGUUCAACCCGGCGAGGUUCGCCGCCGACGACGACGGCGGCCGGCGCCGCCACCCGAUGGCGUUCAUGCCGUUCGGCGGCGGCGCGCGGGUGUGCAUCGGCCAGAACAUGGCGCUCAUGGAGGCCAAGGUGGCGCUCGCCGUCGUCCUGCGGCGCUUCGAGUUCCGGCUAUCGCCGGCGUACGUGCACGCGCCCAGGGUGCUCAUGAUACUCAGCCCGCAGUUCGGCGCGCCGGUGAUCUUCCGGCCGCUGACGUCAGCCGCAGCUUAGCACACUACUCAAGAACACCCUCCAUGUUAAUCGGAUUCAAUUAAUUCCUUCUGUAAAUUAUCAUAUAUACAUAUAUAUACCACAUAUAUAUAAUGUUGUCAAAUGUCAACUGAAAAAAUAAUAUGUAUAGAAGCAUACCCAUACGUAACAAGUUUCAA